GACACCAGCUGUAGACUUCCGGUACUGAAUGUUAAAAAAAAGUUGGAGGAAAAUCUCAACAGAAGUUUAUCCGGGUCUUAUUAAAGUUCUGUGACGGGUGCUACGCCGACAAACACGACACUUUAGUGGGCCUUCGGCGGUGAAAGUGGGAGUUUAUUUUUUUAUUUUAAUUCAAAUUUUUGUGGGAUAGGGAGUGGACAAAGUUUGGAAGAUGUCGACGACAGCGUUGUACAACGACCAAGGUGGAGGAGCGGAGACUGCGGUGGAGGCUGGCCAGGAGAGCACGGCCACCGCCGGGGCCGGGGCCGCCUUCGGACUCUUCAGCGCUGACUUUAAAAAGAAUGAAGACCUAAAAGAAAUGCUGGAAAGUAACAAGGAGUCGCUCAAACUGGAGGCCAUGAAGAGGGUCGUCGGGCUGAUUGCCAAAGGAAAAAACGCGUCGGAGCUGUUUCCCGCCGUGGUGAAGAACGUGGCGAGUAAGAAUAUCGAGCUGAAGAAGCUGGUCUACGUGUAUUUGGUGAGAUACGCGGAAGAGCAGCAGGAUCUCGCCUUGCUUUCCAUCAGCACCUUCCAGCGAGCCCUCAAGGACCCAAACCAACUGAUCCGGGCCAGCGCGCUGAGGGUUUUGUCCAGCAUCCGCGUCCCCAUCAUCGUCCCCAUCAUGAUGCUAGCAAUUAAGGAGGCGGCGGCCGACCUGUCGCCUUACGUCAGGAAGACUUCUGCCCAUGCCAUCCAGAAGCUUUACAGCCUCGAUCCCGAGCAGAAGGAGCAUCUGAUUGAAGUGAUCGAGAAGCUCCUGAAGGACAAAAGCACGCUUGUGGCGGGUAGCGUGGUGAUGGCCUUCGAGGAGGUGUGCCCGGAUCGCAUCGACCUGAUCCACAAGAACUACCGCAAGCUGUGCAACCUGCUGGUGGAUGUGGAGGAGUGGGGCCAGGUGGUCAUCAUCUCCAUGCUGACGCGUUACGCCCGCACGCAGUUCAUCAGCCCCUGGAAGGAGGUGACCGGCUUGGAAAACGAUGACAAGACCUUCUACGACUCGGACUCUGAGGAGAAAAAAGACCCAGCGGAAGAAAAAUUUUGUCUCAAAAGAAAUAACAAACAAAAAAACAUUGCGGUGAAAAUGCGAGCGCACGGGACUAAGUGUUUGCUGUGCUUUGAGGUGGUGAUGGCAGUGGCUCAGCUUUACUGGCACCUGGCGCCCAAACAGGAAGUCAACAUGGUGACUAAGUCUCUGGUGCGCCUGCUGAGGAGCCACAGAGAGGUGCAGUAUGUGGUUCUCCAGAACAUCGCCACCAUGUCAAUUCAGAGGAAGGGGAUGUUUGAGCCCUUCAUGAAGAGCUUCUACGUCCGAUCCACAGACACUACGCACAUCAAAACACUGAAGCUGGAGAUCCUGACCAACCUGGCAAAUGAGGCCAACAUCUCCACCAUCCUGAGAGAGUUCCAGACGUACGUGAAGAGCCAGGACAAAGCCUUUGCGGCGGCCACCAUCCAGGCCAUCGGACGAUGCGCCACCAACAUCGCCGAGGUGACCGACACCUGCCUCAACGGUCUGGUGCUGCUGCUGUCCAACAGAGAUGAGGGCGUGGUGGCCGAGAGCGUGGUGGUCAUCCGGAAGUUGCUGUUGACCCAGCCCACCCAACACAGCGAGAUCAUCAAGCAUAUGGCCAAGCUCUUUGACAAAAUCACAGUACCCAUGGCUCGCGCCAGCAUCCUGUGGCUCAUGGGCGAGUACUGCGAGCGCGUGCCCAAGAUUGCGCCCGACGUGCUGCGCAAGAUCGCCAAAACAUUCACAACGGAGGAGGACAUUGUCAAGCUGCAGGCCGUCAACCUGGCGGCCAAACUCUACCUCACCAACUCCAAGCAGACCAAGCUGCUCACCCAAUACAUCCUCAACCUGGGCAAGUACGACCAGAACUACGAUAUCCGGGAUCGCACCCGCUUUAUACGACAGCUGAUCGUGCCCAGCUGCAAGAGCGGCGCCCUCAACAAGUACGCACGCCGCAUCCUUUUGGCACCCAAGCCCGCCCCCAUGCUCCAGUCGGCGUUCAAAGAUCGAGAUCGUUUCCAGCUGGGCACGCUUUCUCACAGCCUCAACAGCAAAGCCACUGGAUACCAGGAGCUGUCGGACUGGCCCGCAGUGGCACCCGACCAGUCCGUGAGAAACGUGGAGGUCAUUGAGCCAGUGAAGGAAUGGGCGCCGCUCGUCGGGAAGACCAAGCCAGCCCAAUCGGAUGACAAGUUCUACUCUGAUGAGGACGAAGACAAAAAGGACGAUGCCUCUGACAGCAGCAGCGACGACGGCAGCAGCAGCAACAGCGGCAGCAGCAGCAGCAGCAGCAGUGAAGCGUCAGAGUCUGGAAGCAGCAGUGACGAAGAGGCUGAGAGCAGUGAUGAGUCCGAUAAGAGUUCCACUGGCUCAGAGAAAAGUUCCGGCGAAUCGGAAAAGAGCCCUCACGAAUCCGAACAGAAGAAAAAGAAAAUGACGAAGAAAAAGACCAAGAAAGCUCAGGCGGAGAAACGCCAACAAAACACAUCUGACAGCGACUCUGAUAAAGACAGUGACGAGCCCAUGCAGGAAAGUAGCAGCUCGUCGGGCGAAAGCUCCUCGUCAGAGUCUGUCUCAGACUUGGACUCGGUUUCUGCCGCGAAGCAGCAGAGGAAGAACAACCUCCAGCCCAAAGCCAAGGUGGAAAGCACGCCCGAGAAGGAAGUCUCCUUGCUGGAUCUCGACGACUUUCUCCCAGCGCCCACAAACACAACCAAGUCCUCGGUGCUCUCCUCCAGUUUGCUGUCUGACCUGGAAGGACUUUCGCUCUCUGCCGUCUCCGCCACCACCACGCCGGUGACGAGUCCGUCUUUCGGGCCGGUGAAAAGCUACGAGUUGCUUCACCACAUGACUGGUAAGGGCCUGUCUGCCAAGUAUCACUUCCCCCGCCAGACCUGCUUGUACGGGCGCUGCAUGGUGGCCGUGCAAGUCACGUUGACCAACGGCUGCGAGCGCCCCCUGGAGGAGAUCCACGUCGGAGAGCGUAGCCCCGUUGGCCUGAAGAUUCACUGUUUUAACACCAUCGAGCGCUUGGAUCCGGAGGCCUCGGUGACUGUUUCCAUGGGCGUCGACUUCAAGGACUCCACACAAGCGGCCAACUUUCAGCUGUGCACCAAAGAGGAGCACUUCAGUGUUUCCAUCCAGCCCGCUGUGGGCGAACUGCUGACACCCUACAGCCUCUCGGAGACGGACUUCUGCAAAGAGCAAAGUAAACUCCGGGGCAUGAACGAGACCUCGGCAACUAUCGCCAUGGCGACAACAGGCAUCUCCAAUCAAGCCGUCGCCAAGCGAGUCCUGUCGGUGGCCAAUGUGGGCAUGGUGGCCACCUCUGAGAGUCAUAUACACAGGUUCGCGGGGCGUACGGUGAGCAGCGAAGUCCUGGUUCUGGUUGUUCUGGAUCUGAAGGAUGAGGCGGGCGACGGCGGCAAGCUGACCGUCAACAGCGAGAAGAGCGUCAUGGCAUCCAUGUUGCUGCGAGACCUCAAACAGGCCCUCACCCAGGCAUAGAGAUCAGCUCCGCCAUAUUUUUUUUUCCUCUUACACCAGGUCCCAGCCACAUUACAAAAAAAACAUUUGCUAAUAUUUAGUAUGACGUAUUAGCAUUGUCCGCAAAAGCAUUGCAGUAAAUGUCCUUGAAAACACACUUUCACCAUAAAGCUAUCUAGCCAAGUGGCUUAAGUU
Messenger RNA from Hippocampus comes (tiger tail seahorse), 3730 nucleotides. It is a transcript of the gene ap3b1a, whose product is annotated as adaptor related protein complex 3 subunit beta 1a. Lineage: Eukaryota; Metazoa; Chordata; Actinopteri; Syngnathiformes; Syngnathidae. The record is from RefSeq and is a predicted model, not a curated record. The coding region runs from base 212 to 3556 and encodes 1114 amino acids. Gene Ontology annotation, cellular component: membrane coat; AP-3 adaptor complex. The transcript has 27 exons. Gene Ontology annotation, biological process: intracellular protein transport; vesicle-mediated transport.